This is a messenger RNA of Polistes canadensis, 1071 nucleotides long. It is a transcript of the gene Bet1, whose product is annotated as BET1 homolog. The record is from RefSeq and is a predicted model, not a curated record. Bases 528 to 869 code for a protein of 113 amino acids. Gene Ontology annotation, cellular component: Golgi trans cisterna; SNARE complex. NCBI's taxonomy places the organism in Eukaryota, Metazoa, Arthropoda, Insecta, Hymenoptera, Vespidae. Gene Ontology annotation, biological process: vesicle fusion with Golgi apparatus; endoplasmic reticulum to Golgi vesicle-mediated transport. Gene Ontology annotation, molecular function: SNAP receptor activity. The transcript has 4 exons.
AAGUGUAUCUCAAUAUUUGCUUUUGUAUAAAAAUAAAUUAAUAAAUCAAAGUAAUUGUUUAUAUCUUAAUUUUAUAAUAACUUUAUUUAAAAUGUUAUAUUUAUUUUAUUAUUUUGAUUUCAAAUUCGUUAAAAAGGAGAAAACUCAGCUGUAGUUAAUAGUGGAUUCACCCUAAAGUGCUUCUGCCAGCGUGUUCGAUGACGCGAAUUUGAUAUAAUCUUGCUGACAUUUCUAUUAUUUGUUGGUUAUGUAUAUACUAGUUGUUUUUUUAUUAAUAUUUGUUACCAUUAAUUCAAAUUUGAUUUAUUAAUAAGAAAGAUAUUAAAUUACUAGUAGAAAUAAUGAUGGUUAAUCUUCUAAAUUAAUCUAAUUAUAAUAAUAAAAUAGUGAUUGAAUUUAUAUAAAUUUCUAUUACUUUAAUGUUGCAUACUUUAUCAACAACAUUUGUAUAAUAAAAAUCCAAGAAACAAUUAAGAUAGUUUUACAAUUGAAUACAUUUUUUACAAAGCUUCAAAAUAGCGAAUAAAAUGCGAAGAUCCCAUUCGGGAGGUUACAACUAUGAGCCUGUACCAACAACGUCUAGUCAAAAUGUUUUCGAAGAUGAAAAUGAAAAGAUGACAGAGGAAUUGAGUACUAAAAUUCAUGCACUCAAAUCCUUGUCCAUCGAUAUUGGAACAGAAGUUAAAUAUCAAGAUAAAGUUUUACGUGGAAUGGAUGACGAUUUUGAAAGAACCAGUGGAUCAUUGAGCGCAUCUGUUGGGCGUGUUUUACGAUUAGCCAAAGCUGGUCACAAUUAUUAUAUUCUAUAUUUAUUUCUUUUCUCUAUAGCAGUAUUUUUUGUAUUAUGGAUAGUCUUAAAAUUUAAAUGAUCAAGUUUCAAACAAAGUUUAUAUUAUUAAAAAUAAUACACUUAUUAUUAAAUUUUUGGUAAUUUGAUAGCGGUUUAGGAAAUUAAAAUAUAUAUCUAUUGAUAAUUAUUUUUAUCAGUUUAACUAGAUAUUUUUAAAGAAUAUUUUAUAUAUACAAAUUUUACAUAAUAUUGCGCAUAAAAUAAUAUCUACUAUGCAAAAA